This is a messenger RNA of Hordeum vulgare subsp. vulgare (domesticated barley), 1254 nucleotides long. RefSeq names its product peroxidase 1-like. Lineage: Eukaryota; Viridiplantae; Streptophyta; Magnoliopsida; Poales; Poaceae. Gene Ontology annotation, biological process: hydrogen peroxide catabolic process; response to oxidative stress. The record is from RefSeq and is a predicted model, not a curated record. The transcript is spliced from 2 exons. Gene Ontology annotation, molecular function: peroxidase activity; heme binding. Bases 78 to 1049 code for a protein of 323 amino acids. Gene Ontology annotation, cellular component: plant-type cell wall; plasmodesma.
AAAUGCUGUAGCCACACAGGCAGAGAGCCAGUGUCCAGUUUCACUGUAGCAUACCAGCAGUGCUAGAGACCGGAGAGAUGGCCGCACUGGUGACGAGGCUGUCACUUGCUCUAGCUGCGCUCUUGUCUGUAUGCGCAGCGCAGCCGGGCAUCAGGUUCGGGUACUACGACAAGACGUGCCCGGGAGCGGAAGGGAUCGUGUUCAGGGAGACGACGAGGAUCGUCAGGGCGUCGCCGGACCUGGCCGCGUCCCUGCUCCGGUUGCACUACCACGACUGCUUCGUGCAGGGCUGCGAUGCGUCGGUGCUGCUCGACUCCACGGACGGCAGCCCGGCGGAGAAGGAUGCCAUGCCCAACCAGAGCCUCCGCGGCAUGGACGCUGUCGCACGGGUCAAAGACAAGCUCGAGAAAGCGUGUCCGGCCACUGUCUCCUGCGCCGAUCUUCUCGCGCUCAUGGCACGAGACGCCGUCGUUCUGAGCAAAGGCCCGUCCUGGCCAGUGGCGCUCGGCCGGAGGGACGGCCGGACGUCCAGCGCAGAAAACUGCGGCGAGCUGCCGCCGCUCUACGGAAACAUCACGGUCAUGAUCGAGGUGUUCGCGGCCAAGGGCCUCGAUGUGAAGGACCUCGUAGUGCUCUCGGCCGCGCACACGCUUGGGAAGGCGCACUGCUCGUCCUUCGCCGACCGCCUCUACAAUGGCAGCAUCCGCAGCACCGACCCGACCCUGGACGGAAGGUACGCCGACAGGCUGAGAAUGCGCUGCCGCGGCCCCGGCGACAGCAGCGCGGCAGCGGAGAUGGACGCCGGUAGCUGCGAGACGUUCGACACGAGCUACUAUCGGCAGGUGGCCAGGAGGCGCGGGCUGCUCAGGUCGGACGCCGGGCUCAUGGAGCAUCCCUUCACCGCUGCCUACGUCCGCCGCGCCGCCACUGGCAGGUACAACGGGCAAUUCUUCCGGGACUUCCGCGUCUCCAUGGCCAAGAUGGGCGCCAUCGGCGUGCUCACCGGCAACCAAGGGAAGAUCAGGACCAAGUGCAACCUUGUCAAAUGAAUGUACUCUAGGCUCAGCAUUAAUCCGGCAUUCCUCGCGCAUCAUUGCAUUGUCACGAACUAGGAUGUGCCACAAUUUAUUUAACCCUUCUAUUUUAGAGUAUUAUUUAUUACUACGAGCUCGCUAUAGAUAUUCAUGUUAAUUUGCUUCGUCGGUUUGUUAUGUAGUAAACUGAUUGAUUCUCAAUUUGAUUUUAUUUUUCCUA